UGAAAUAUUGCUGUUCCGGUUGAUAAAAGGAAGAAAUUAACCGUCUAAUGACUCUUCUGGCCUGAGCCGCAGGUUUGCAGAGCUUCAGAAAUCCGGUCUUUUACUUCAGAGUCUGUUGGUGAAGAACCGCCAAUACUGCACGAGCUGCUGUCCUUGGCAGUGCCUGACCGCUUGGGACAUGUCUUACAAUAAUCCAUACCGAAAACCGCAAGAUGGUUUCAUCACAAGCCAUGACAUGUACCUGGACUCUCAACGUACGUAUCACAGAGAGUCUGGUGCUUACAGGUCAAGAGUCGGCACCACAUCUCCAGAGCAGAUUUACUCUGCACUGUCUCUUACCUCAGAAGAGUUGUCUUCUAUUCCACCUGGUAAGGCUUUGUCCUUUCUGCAAAGCUGUGGAUUAGAUGCUGGGGACCUUAAAACUCUUGCUGAGCUCCCAGAGCAUCUCAUCUCUGCUGAGAAACUUCCAGAGCUUCUCGGCGAGAUCAAAAAGAAGAAAGCUGCCAACAUGUCUUCAUCUAGGUCCUGCACACUCCAACAAGGUUCAUCAAGUCGCUCCUGGGAGGAUCGGAGAUACACUAAACCGGUUGAAUAUUCCUUAGAUUUACCUGGCCAUCAGUCAUAUUCCCAUCAUCGAGAGCAAGGUCAGACCUUGGAUGACCAGUGGGGAAAUGUCCAACCAGCUAGCUCUUCAGCACACACAUACACAACUCCUGAGUCGAAUUUUGUGGUUGACUACAACCAUCUAAAGGACAAAGACACUUAUUUUGAUAAAGCGCCUUAUGCUACAGAAUCUUCAAGGCAGAAAACAACCGCUUUGUCACAGUCUUACUCUAACUACAGCAGAGACGACAGUCAACCCGCAUAUUUGUCCAGCAGAGACGACAGUCAACCCGUAUAUUUAUCCAGCAUAGAUGUCGGGCGACCGUCACAACUCUCCAGCAGAGAUGUCGGGCGACCGUCACAGCUGUCCAGCAGAGAUGUCGGGCGACCGUCACAGCUGUCCAGCAGAGAUGUCGGGCGACCGUCACAGCUGUCCAGCAGAGAUGUCGGGCGAACGUCACAGCUGUCCAGCAGAGAUGUCGGGCAGUCCUCACACUUGUCCAGCAGAGAUGUCGGCAAACCAUCGUAUGUGUCCAGCAAAGUCUUCGGGCAACCAUCGUAUCUGUCCAGCAGAGAUGUCAGUCAAUCCUCACACCUGUCAAGCAGAGAUGUUGGGAAACCAUCAUAUCUGUCCAGCAAGGAUGUCGGGCAAACAUCGUAUCUGUCCAGCAAAGAUGUUGGGCGACCAUCAUACCUGCCCAGCAGAGAUGUCGGGCAACCGUCAUAUCUGGCAAGCAAAAAUGUUGUGCAACCAUCGUAUCUGGCCAGCAAAAAUGUUGGGCAACCAUCGUAUCUGGCCAGCAAAAAUGUUGGACAACCAUUACCGCUCAUCCCAAACCUGUUCAGCAGAACUGUUGGACAACUCUCAAACCUGUCCAGCAGUGAUGGCGGGCGAUCUUCUUUUAUUUCCAGUAGAGGUGUCAGCCGUUCCCCACACCAGUCCAGCAAAAAGAGUCAACCUUCACACCUCUCUGGCAGAAAUGUUGGUCAGCCCUCUCAUCACCAGAAGGCAGGGGUUCAUAAGGUGCCAAACAGGAAGGAGGCUUCCGACUUCCAUGGAAGAACUCCACCAGUAUUUCCUUAUGCUUGCGUACUCUGCGAGAUCACUGUUCUCUCUAACAAGGACUGGUCUGUGCAUAUAAACGGACCUCAGCAUGCUAAUAGUCAACUCAGUCUUGUGGAAAGAUAUCCAGAAUGGGAUCAGAAGAUACAUUCUGCUCGCAGGAACGAGCCUGUUCCUGAGAAGCAACUAUCUAGAACCAGACAGGAGCGAGGUGAAACAUCAAGCAGUAGAAAUGAUUCCUCGAGCAGCAGAAGCGGAUUGUCAGGCAAUAAAAGCAGCAAUAACCUGAAUAAAACAGAAGUGAAUGAGAAGUGCAAAAUGGUGUGUGUAAAGUUCGAGGUGGAUGAAGUGAACGAAGCUUACCUGAAACAACUGCUUGGCCAGUUUGGAGCGAUUGUCAAAUUGACAAUGUUUUCUAGGAUGGCUUUUGUGGAGAUGGGAUCAACAGACCAGGCGGGGGAUGUAGUGAAAUAUUUCCUUCAAAACCCCUUGAAGGUCAAGGCCAAGCUGCUAGAAUUUUCCCUAUCGUCGUUGUCAUCAUGCAGUAUGAUCCAGACUUCUUGUGUGGUGAGCUUCAUGCCAUUACCUGCUGGUGAAGGUGUGAGCUCCGAGUUGACCGCCAUUGCGAAGCGCUUUGGAUCAGUAAAACAUUCCCUGUUUUUGCCAAGCCGGGGCUAUGUGGAGAUGGGCAGUGCUCAAGAAGCCAGCAAAUUGGUGGAGCAUUAUUCCACCAAUUCACUGAAAUUAAAAGGAAAAACUAUCCACGUUAGCUUCUCAGCAGAGUACCUGAAACUUGGUCCUGAGAAAGAAGAACCCGUAACCAGGAGCAGCAACAGGAGGAGGAGGAGUUUAAGCCCACAAAGAAGAUCCCGCAGUUCUCGAAGAGACUCUCCCAGUCCCAAACGAAGGUCCUCUGUAGAGACGUCCAGGUCCCGCAGGAAUUCUUACUCUAGGAAACGGCGACGCUCCAAAGAAAAGUCAGGACAGAAUAAUUUAUCUAGAUCCCUCUCCAGAAAAUCACCUUCCAAAGACCAAAGCAAGCAAACUGCCGAGAGUGCAGAGGAGAAAACCGAAGACAAGAUGGAUCAAUCUGACACCCUGUGUGAUGACAGUGACCUCGAAGGCGUGGCUGUUAUAGCAGAUGAUUGUGAAGAGCUUAACUCAGAAGAUGAAGAUUACAUUGAAAUCGAUCAAGAAGAUGAUGAGGAUCAAGGUUCCUCAGUGGCUCUGGAUGAACAGGAUGAAUCUGAAGACAUGCAGGAUGUGAAAGAGUCUGAUGAUAUAGGUACAGAUGUGUACACGAUAAAAUCAGGGAGUGUUUUAAAAGAUACAAUUGCAGAUGGAUCAAGUGAGUGUAAGGAUGUCAAAGAGCUUCUAGAAAACCAAGAAGCAACAAAAGAGGAAACUGAAGAAGGUACUGAUGGGUCUAUGGAGUGUAAAGAAGCACAAGAGCUUCGAGAACACGAAGAAAUAAUAAAAGAGGAAAGUGUACAACGUACAAAUGGGACAUUGGAGUGUAAAGAAGCACAAGAACUUCAAGAAACAAAAGGAAUAAAAAAAGAGGAAAGUACAGAUGGGUCACUGGAGUGUAAAGUUUCAGAAGAGCUUCAAGAAAACCAAGGUAUACAAAACGACAAAACUGUGGACAUUUCAGAUGGAUCUACUGAGAUAGUCAAUGAGUCCCAGCAAAACCAAGAAGCAACAAAAGACGAUACUGUGGAAAGUACAGAUGGAUCAUUGGAUUGUAAGGAAAACCAAGAAGUACAAAAAGACGAAACUGUGGAAAUCUUAGAUGUGCCAAGUGAAUGUAAGGAACCUCAAGAGCUUCAACAACACAAAGAAGUGCAAAAAGACAAUACAGAUGCAAUGGAACAGGAGGCGUCAGACGUACCUAUGAAUCUGGAUGGUUGCAUCACCCUAGAAGAAUUUAAAGAGGAAAUGUCCGAGAAAGGUGAUGCAGAGGAGAUAUCUUCUCCAAGCACUGGGGAAGAGUAUGGCAGGGUCCUUGAGGUGAAAGGUUUUCCUCCAGCUAAAAAAUAUAAUGAAGAUGAUUUGCUGAACAUUGGCAAAAAGUGUGGAGAAGUGGCAGGCUGUUGUGUAGUUCGCAACCAUCGAAAGGUGGAGAAGGCAUUAAUUGAAAUGGUCAAUGCUUCUGAUGCUUCUAAACUGGAAGCCGAGUCUAAACGGCAGAGCUUUAAACUUGGUGGCAAAGUCUUGAGGAUAACGGUGUCAACCAAAUACACCCAAAUAAAAAAAAGAGUAGGCAUUGAAUCUGACUCUGAGAAAGCAGAAGGUGAGACGCAUGUUGAAGAGAAAAAUGAGGAGGAAGUGCAUGGGGAAGGGAAGAACGAAGAAGUCAUGGAUGUAGAAGAGAAGAACGAGGAAGCCUCAAACUCAUCGACUCCUUUUGAGGAGAUAUCAGGAAUGCCUGCUGAGUCUCAGACCUAUGAAGAAUGUGCUAAAGCUCAAAAGGAAACCAACCUGGUCACAAUAAUGCAGACAUCCAGUGAUGAGGAGGGAGAUUAUGGCAAAGUUCUCAGAAUUGGAAACCUUCCAUUCACUGAUGAAUACACGGAUGCAGACUUUGUAGGCAUUGGAGAACUGUAUGGAAAAGUAAAGCAUCAUUGGCUGUUUCCCCCGGAUCAUAUGGGACUGAUUGAAAUGGAACAUGCAUCUGAUGCUCAGAAGGUUGUAGCUGCAGCCAACAACAAUGAGAUUUCAAUCGCUGGGAAACAUCCCAAGAUUAAAGUGUCAUUGAAACACAGCCAUUUAAAUAAAAGGUAUUUUCAACAUGGAUCCAGUAACCGUUCUCAAAAGGAUGAAUCCAAAACACCAAACCUUAAUGAUAAUGAAGGUGUGAACUCGGAGGAUGAGAAACUGGUUGGCAGAGCAGAAAAAAUGAUUGAAGAUUCAUUGAUGGAUGAUGCUGUGGGCACAGAGUUUGUUCGGCCUGUGGUGGGCUACUUCUGUAGCUUGUGUAACGCCAUUUAUGCCAGUGAGGAAGAGGCCAAGAAUCAACAUUGUAGGACUGUUUUACACAAUCAAAAGCACAAGGAACGCAUGGAGCAAAACAGUUCAACAUAAACCAGCCCAAUUCAGAAAUAAUGGAGUCCAGAGGAAAUAAGCUUAUUAUAGUUUAAUUGCUUUGCAAUGUACAUAGCCAUCUUAAUUUCGGUAUGAGUGUGGAAAAAAAUGUUACAUAAAUGUCUUUUAUUAAAAAAAAAUUGUGUUUUGAAGUCAUGAAGCAUGUACGGUCUACAGUGUAUUGUAUUACAUUUAUAAACAGUAAAAAAAAUUGCUCGAAAUAAAACACGGCUCCUGUAAAUAA
Messenger RNA from Triplophysa dalaica, 4994 nucleotides. It is a transcript of the gene matr3l1.1, whose product is annotated as matrin 3-like 1.1. Gene Ontology annotation, molecular function: RNA binding; zinc ion binding. The transcript is spliced from 22 exons. Bases 179 to 4750 code for a protein of 1523 amino acids. NCBI's taxonomy places the organism in Eukaryota, Metazoa, Chordata, Actinopteri, Cypriniformes, Nemacheilidae. The record is from RefSeq and is a predicted model, not a curated record.